Sardina pilchardus (European sardine) is the source of this 2066-nucleotide messenger RNA. RefSeq names its product indoleamine 2,3-dioxygenase 2-like. Gene Ontology annotation, cellular component: cytoplasm. Lineage: Eukaryota; Metazoa; Chordata; Actinopteri; Clupeiformes; Clupeidae. The coding region runs from base 307 to 1551 and encodes 414 amino acids. Gene Ontology annotation, molecular function: indoleamine 2,3-dioxygenase activity; metal ion binding; L-tryptophan 2,3-dioxygenase activity. The transcript has 10 exons. Gene Ontology annotation, biological process: 'de novo' NAD+ biosynthetic process from L-tryptophan. The record is from RefSeq and is a predicted model, not a curated record.
UCUCAGAGGGCAGUUUAAAUGACAGGGGCUGAUGGGGAAAGUCCUGUGUCUUUUAUUUGGGGCUUUUUCUCCAGUUUCCUCAUUCAGUGAAAUAUAGCUUGUCACAUGAAUGAUUUGAAGGCGUGUGGGUUGUUGCACCAAUAAGGAUUACAUUUUAGCCUAAGGUUUAUUGAUUACUGCAGUGAAAGAUUAGUCAGGUUACAUUUAGGCAGUCAUUUUAAUCUUGGUGACAUAGCUGGUGUGUCACUGACCCAUCAGUUACAUUUUGAAGACAGGUCAGGUCAAAGGCUUCCUGAAAGCACCAUAAUGGAGACUACUUGGACUGAUCCAGUCAAUCAAAUUGAGCUGAAGCUAAAGUCUUUCUUCAUAUCAGAGGACUAUGGAUUUGUUCUUGAGGACCCUUUGACUAAACUCCCACGCUACUAUCAGCCAUGGAUGGAUGUAGCCAAUAACCUUACACACCUCAUCAAGACCCAUCAACUCCAAGACCUGGUGAAAAAGAUGCCUCUUUUGAGUACGCUCCAUCUCCAUGGACACCGGCAGCUGAGGCUCGCUCACCUGGCCUUAGGUUUCAUAACCAUGGGAUACGUGUGGCAGGAAGGGCUUCACCAGCCAGCUCAGGCAUUACCCAGAGCCCUGGCUGUCCCAUACAGUAAUGUAUCUCAGGCUCUGGGUCUCCCAUCCAUCCUGGUCUAUGCAGACUGUGUUCUGGCUAACUGGAGGCUCAAGGACCCAAGCAGACCAAUGGAAAUUGGUAACCUAGAUACCAUCUUCUCAUUUCCUGGGGGGGAGAGUGGUAAAAACUUUUUCCUGGUCUCCAUGUUGGUGGAAAAGAGUGCAAAUUCAGGAAUACAGGGAGUCAUUUCUGCAGUGAAUGCCAUGGUGAAAUAUGAUAUAAGUAGUUUACAUAAGGCUCUUCAGAGAAUUACCUUGUCUCUCAAGAACAUGGAGGAGGUGUUUCGGCUCAUGCACAAUCAUGUAGACCCAAACAUUUUCCAUGGGACGUUCCGAGUCUAUUUAUCUGGAUGGAGAGACAACCCGUUGCUGCCAGAUGGUUUGUGGUACGAGGGGGUCAGAGAGGAGCCUCUGCGGCUCUCAGGAGGAAGCGCUGCUCAGAGCUCCUCCAUCCAGAGCCUGGACACACUACUGGGCAUUCAGCAUGACCUGGACCCAGCAGGCUUUCUGAGGCGAAUGCGGAGCUACAUGCCCCCGUCCCAUCGGCAGCUGAUAGAGACCGUAGCCGCCGGCCCGUCUCUGCGCUCCUUCGUGCUGUCCGGUGCCGACCCCUCCCUCUGCCAGGCGUACAACUCCUGCGUCUCUGCUCUGGUGGCGCUGCGGAGCUACCACCUCAACGCCGUGGCCAGGUACAUCACAGUGCCCAGGCAGAGGGGGCAAACUGGACCGGUGGCGGGCUGCCCGUUCCGCGGAGCGUGUGAGGCUCUCGGUGACCGCGGCACGGGAGGUUCGAACCCCAUGACUUUCCUGAAAAACGUCCGAGACUGCACCAGAAAGGCGCUCAUCACCCAACACGUGGGCCUAGCAGAAUCGUGAGGAGACAUUGGAUGGUGCAAUAGACUGUGGUACACUUGAAGAGCAACAGCUAAGUGUUUGUUCAAAGCUCCACUCUUUUCUGAGCUGGUUAUUAUGCUAAAACUAUAAAACCCUGUAGAGUUUUAUAUUUUUAGACAUGUAUACUCUUAGUGGAUUCAUUUCAGCUCAUGAUUAUAAAUGUGUUAAAGGAUUAAUAGCAUUCCAGUUUUUCUCGAUUGCUUUGACCUGCUUAAAGAAACUGGUCACAGCAUUGUGCAAUAUACUGUAAAUACCCCUUGAUGCACCACAGUACAUCUUUCUAUACAUCCUGACGUUCCUAUCAGGUCACAUAUGCUAUACAAACUACAACUAGUUCUGACUAUUUUCAAUACAUUUGCAUAAUGACAUGAAGUCCAAUUUGUUUUAUGGGGUAGGACUAUUCAGCAGGGAACCAGUAAAGUGCAUUUUGACCAAUUUUAUAUUAGCCAUUGUAUUUUUCUUUUUCUUUUUGAAAAAGACAUUUGUACAAAAUCAGU